GAAUCGUUUAAAUGGCAUAAACAUACAGCCUUUCACCUUCAAUUAUUAUUGUGAUCUUCCAAUUGCGACAUGAUGUAAGGAUAUUGAAGAACAUGGUAGAACAACAAUAUUGAUUUGGAGAUGCCAGAAAAUAUUCCUACCUGGAAAAGAACUUGUGCAUUUUGUGAAACUUUGUUUUUAUAAGGAAGUGUGCAUAUAGUAAUCAUUAAUAUUUGAUUCCGAUUGGGAAAUAAAGAAUAAAUAUUGCAAAUACUGACAGAGAAAAAAAUGUGUUCUUGAGUAUUCAUGAAUAAUAUUUAAUAGACUUAAUGACUGAAACAUAUUUUUCCUUGUGAGGAAAUAUGCGAUGAAGCCAUACAACCGUAAGAUAAUUUUAAGGUUUUAGCAAAAUAAAAGCACUCUUAUUCCAGUUAUGUGAUGCAGUUUUGAAAAUGGUUUGUUCAUAUAAAGUGUGCCUGUCAAUAUGUACGAUUCUGCAAACAUUUUUCUCUUUGGGAUAUACAUCAAAAUUUGACGGCGUGAAGGAUGUAGAGAAUAUAACGAUAGGUUACCUAACAGUGGACAAGACGGAUGGCUUUAUGCGAGGGAAGCAGGGCAGACUAAUAUCCGGGGCCAUCUCCUACGCCAUAGAGCUGAUCAACAACGACACGUCCAUUUUGCCUCGCCACCGCCUGAAGUUGACGUGGGGGGAUACGCAGGCGGACACCCUGGUUGGAACGCGGGUUCUUACGUCACAAUGGAGGCGAGGCGCCCGAGCGUUCAUCGGACUAGAGGACAGCUGUAGCGUGGAGGCAAAAGUCGCGGCAGCGUGGAAUCUGCCAAUGAUCUCCUACAAAUGUGCUGACUACGACGUCUCCGACAAAGAACAGUUCCCAACGUUUGCACGAACGUUUCCGCCAGCGACCCAGGUGGCCAAACCAAUCAUUUCCUUGCUUUUACACUACAACUGGAUGAAGUUCACCUUAGUCUACGGCUCCCUAUAUAAUUCUAUGGUUAUAGCAGAUAAAAUCCGGGAACUUGCAAAGCUCAACAACAUCACUUUAAACGACGAAGAAACCUUUGAAGACCCUCACAUUCCAUUGACGAUGCCCAACCCAUUUCCUGGAAUAGUUGAACGCACCUUUGUAGACACGAGAGUGUAUGUGUUCCUGGGAACGUACAAUGGUAUAGUGGAUAUGAUGACCAACAUGUAUGACCGUGGUCUGCUGGACACUGGCGAGUAUGUGGUCAUCUACUUCGACCACGAGACUUUGGACGCCAUAGAACCAUUGAAGUACUACAGCAGAACGACAGACCCACCGAUGACAAAGACCAAUGAGGAGGCCGUUCGAUCGUUGCUUGUUAUCACCGGAAGUCCACCCACAAAUCCACACUACGAGUCCUUCAAGCGGACAGUGACCUUAUAUUGCGAGAAGGAGCCAUUCAGCUUUCCCAAUAUCGAGGGAUAUGUUCGAAGGACAACAGUGUUUGCUGCGUACCUGUACGAUGCUGUCCUUCUGUAUGCUAAAGCAGUCCACGAGGUCAUAGAGGCGGCUGGAUCAGUAACAAAUGGCACCGCCAUCGUUGAGAAAAUUCUGGAUACAAACUAUACAAGUAUUCAAGGCUACCAAGUUCACAUCGACAAGAACGGUGACGCGGAGGGAAAUUAUACGUUGUUGUCAAGGCAACCGUACAAAACCAACCUCUCUGACUACUCCAUGUUGCCGGUCGGUCAUUUCCAGAUUGGCCGUGUCAGCAGUGGACCUCCGGUGUUACGCCUAUACGACGGUAUGGAUAUAUUAUGGGUGUCUGGGGAGUCGCCAAUAGACGAGCCUAGGUGUGGGUACCGGGCCCAGAGGUGCAUUCCGCCCAAGAGAUACACCUUUGAGAUACUUGGCGGGGUCAUUGGAGGGAUAGCUCUUGUCCUCAUCAUCAUCGCUCUUGUUAUUUACAGAAACUGGCGAUAUGAGCAAGAAAUAGCGGGUCUGCUGUGGAAGAUUCCUCGUGAAGACCUGAAGACCUCCGAGUCCAGCGACCGGAGGGACAGCUUUGGAAGCAGGAUGACAUUGUCCCAAUUAUCGAUGGACUCGCGAAUGUCGUACACCCAGGUGUAUGCUCGGACUGGAGGCUACCGGGGCCAGAUUGUCGCCCUGAAAAUGUACGAAAAGAAACACCUCUACAUCAGCAGGAAGACGAAAAAGGAAAUGAAACUGAUGCGUGACCUUAGACAUAACAACAUCAACGCAUUCUUAGGCGCUUGUAUUGACCCGCCAGUAUUCAUCAUAGUCACAGAGUACUGCUCCAAAGGAAGCCUUACCGAUAUCUUGGAAAAUGAAGAUGUUAAACUUGACAACAUGUUUCUAUCUUCACUUGUAAAAGACAUUAUUCAGGGUAUGACAUUUUUGCACGAGAGCGAGCUUGUUUACCAUGGUAACCUGAAAAGUUCAAACUGCGUGGUAACGAGCCGAUGGACGCUGCAGAUUACAGAUUUUGGUCUGCUGGAGGUUCGAGCAGCCACGUACAAAAUAGAGGAGGAACAUGCCUUCCAUAGAAAUCUGUUUUGGAAAGCCCCGGAACAUUUACGCACCUCACUUUCGAAAGGCUCUCAGAACGGCGACAUAUACUCAUUUGCAAUAGUUCUUCAUGAAAUAUUCGGACGUCGGGGUCCAUAUGGAUUUUGUAACAUGACGCCAAAAGAGGUAAUUGAUCGCGUGCGCAACGAUUCCAAUUCGGUCCCGUUCCGUCCUAACACCAGCCUUCUGUCAUGCGACAGUUUCGUCAUUGAGUGCAUGCAAAUGUGCUGGGAGGAAUCGCCGGACAACAGGCCCGACUUCCGGGGGGUUCGCAAGCUGCUCGACCCGCUCUGGCGACACGGAACACGCCGAAACAUAAUGGAUAAGAUGAUGGCGAUGAUGGAAAAAUACCAGAAAAAUCUCGAGGAUAUCGUAGAAGAAAGAACCACAGCGUUGAUGGAAGAAAAGAAAAAGACAGAGGCACUUCUGCUUCGAAUGUUGCCAAGAUGCGUGGCUGACCAGCUGAAGUCAGGUGAGGCGGUGGUUCCCGAGUGUUACAACUGUGUCACCAUCUACUUCAGCGAUAUCUGUGGCUUCACUCACCUUUCCGCCGAAUCCACGCCUAUGCAGGUCGUUGACAUGCUGAAUGAUCUCUACACAAUAUUCGACAAUACCAUACGUAACUUUGACGUCUAUAAAAUAGAAACUAUAGGUGAUGCCUAUAUGGUUGUGAGCGGGCUGCCUAUCCGGAACGGUGACAGCCACGCGGGAGAGAUCGCCUCCAUGUCUCUACAGCUACUCCGUCAUAUCAAGUCCUUUACCGUCCGCCACAUUCCAGACUACCAUAUGUCCCUUAGAAUCGGCAUGCACUCAGGUCCGUGUGUUGCGGGUGUUGUUGGGCUCACGAUGCCGCGAUACACGCUGUUCGGGGACACCGUCAACACGGCAUCACGCAUGGAAACCAACGGCGAACCUAUGAAGAUUCACUGCAGUCAAGAGAGCCGCGAUAUUUUGGUCAGCCUUGGCGGCUAUACGUUAGAGUCUAGAGGAAAGGUUCCAAUGAAAGGGAAAGGAGAACUUCACACAUUCUGGUUGUUGAGCGAGGACGAAUCAGUAAGAAAUAUUAGGGUACGAAAGUCCUCUAAAACUCUUACAGAGAUCUACAGCAACUGUUACUUUCAGCCCUCGACACCUAAGAUAAGCCACAGGGGGCUUUCCGGCAGAAUAAAACACUCGCCGCAAAACCCUUCCUACAGAUGCUCACAACACGAUAGUGAUGAUAACUACAACAUUCAGGACAACAAUAGGCCUUUGUUGGAACUACUUCGAGAUAGUGAAAACAAGGCUUCGCACUGUGAUUCGCCAGUUCAAAAUUCGUUCCAUUCACCGGCAUUCCAUUCUUCCGGGAAAGAGACACAUUCGUCAUCAGUACAGGGGCUAAACACAGUGCAUAUCAAUCUCAAAGCACCUGUAAAUGGAAUCAUGGCUGACGUUUAUGUUAAAUCAUCGUCCUCGAAUCCAGACAUGAACUCCAAUCACAAUACUCCAAGAUGUUACGAGGUUGUUAAUGAGAAUAAUGGGGAAAUAAGCAGUAAUGCGGGGGAAAACAUCCGUGAAACUGACAGCCUGUUAUCGUCAAGUAGUCCUACAUCAAAUAAAGCAGAAAACAAAUGUGGCUUCGGUUGUAGUAUUCGUGGGGAUAAUCAUCCUUUAAGUAACAACACAGAAUUAGACAAUCUUACAAGUGACAAUUGUACCAAUGAACCAACGUUAUUAACGAUGAAGUCUUCAAUAUAGGGAAUACGUUAUAUGUGAAUAAUGACCCAAUUGUCAAUAAAACAAUUCUGUGAUAUCAUGUACAUUGCCAUUGAAUAUGUUUUAUUCUCACGGAUGUACAUAACAAAUGCACACCACAUUCUUGCAUGCCUUCUAGGACUGUUUUAUUAAUAACCAAAAGUACACUAGUAGUUAUCGAAAAUUGAUUUGAUAGUCAAUUGUAUCAAAUUGUUAUUUUAGAUACAUAUAUGAUUGCAUUCACAAUAAAAUGAUCAUACUGAAACUUUGUAUGUGUCAUUGAACAGAAAUAUUUUAUAUGUAAAAUGUGAUGAAGUAUUCUUGUUCGUUGAGAUAUAUUUCAAACACUACUAUCACAGUUGGCUUUCAUUUUACACGUGCUCAUUUAGGUAGUUGUAGUUUUGAAUUGUGUGUGAUCCAGU
Molecule: messenger RNA, 4708 nt
Organism: Mya arenaria
Lineage: Eukaryota; Metazoa; Mollusca; Bivalvia; Myida; Myidae
Product: receptor-type guanylate cyclase Gyc76C-like
Exons: 22
Coding region: 432-4289 (1285 amino acids)
Biological process (GO): protein phosphorylation; receptor guanylyl cyclase signaling pathway; cGMP biosynthetic process
Cellular component (GO): membrane
Molecular function (GO): protein kinase activity; guanylate cyclase activity; ATP binding
Source: RefSeq, a predicted model, not a curated record